GGUCUACAAUGACUGGAAUAAUUCUAGAUGUAUGUCUUUAAUUAUCUAUAAAUAAUUGUAGUACUCCAACUAAUAAAAAAAGAGAUCUAAAAAUAAGAUAAAAUUAUAAGAAUCAAUUUGUUUUUUUAAUGAUACAUGCACGUAUUGGUAUAAUCGUAUAAUCAACUAUGUGUGUGAAGGUACGAAAUAGUUUUGGUUGCAAUAGCCAAAUUGUUAUAAUUUUUGAAAACGAAACAACUUUACUACAUAAACUAAUUUUUAGGCUUACUUUUGUCUUGGUUUUAAACAUAAGUUAUCAUUAAAAUAACUUAAUUUUAUUAUAGAUUUUUAUGUAAUAACAUCUCUUGGUAAAUAAUGACAACAUUUUUUCAUCUUCGGGGACCGGAAUGAUUAUCCCUGCCCGAUGGAGUUAGGGUAGGGGGCUGGACGAUAAUAACUCUUCUGCAUCCCCUGAGAACCGCCAUUCCCGAGGAACGCCUCCCCACAUUGAGAACUCUUCCAAGGGCGGUUCCUUCCGAGAAGGGUUGAUUAGUCUGUUAGUUUCUUUGAUCUUACAAGGGCACCGGUUUAUGACGUACGCAUACAGCCAUACUCCGUCGUCUUGCACUUGGCAGAAGCACACAUUUAGGCUUUCUACUCCCACACAUGUCAUGUACGAAACUCCCAGUCCCAAUAAAUGUUGUACAUAUCUUCAUUAAAAUAUGGACUUCUAACUAUUAAUGGGCCUAUAUUUGGGUUUAAGCCUUCUGAGAUACUCUAACGAAAAAGAGGUCUUUGGACGGCGCCUACCACGUACCAACAACAGAGGACUACUCACGUGACGUAAGUAGAUUUGGUGGAGGGUAGCACGUGAGCCGACCAAAAGCAUGGGAACGCAAGACUGAGACAUCUAAAUUCCUUUUGCCUUCGUCACUUGGGAUCACGAAAGGGCUCUUUGUACUUUUCCAAAGAGAAUGAAAAAAGAAUCUCUGAUUCUUUAGUGACAUGUUUAUGUUCAGAGCUUUUGGUUAAAGUUUUCCAAAAAUAAUUCUAGCCAUUGAGAUACCGUAAACAAUAUUUUUCUGCCACCACUAUAACACAGGAAACGUACUCGAUGCCUUAAGCAAAAUUCAAUGGCAUGCUUAUUUUGUCAAGUUUAUAACGUUAAGCUAUGGUUAAUUGUCACACUAAUUAUAAGCGUUUGAUGUCUAUACUUUGAAUGCGAAUUUGUUGUUUUCAUGUAACAUAACAUUUUACCAUUCUAUAUUCCAAAAUAAUUUCUUAAUUAGAUAAGUUCAAAAAGAGAGCUGGUUUGGAAUGUGAUCUUUAAGUAGAACUAACUCCCUAUGACUCAUAUAAUUUAUUAGAUGAAUUUUUUUUAUUGUGGACAACGUAUAGUUUUUUGGUUUCUAAUUCCUUAUAUACAACAAAUUUGUAUAUCCGUCAUUAUGGGAAAGCCCUACAAUAUGCUAGAACAUACAUUAUAUCAUGUCAAUACCGCAUUAUUUUACUGUGUGCGUUUAUUGCUAAUCGAUCGUUGACCUUGAACAUUACUAGUAAUACAUAAGAUGAAAGUGAAUCCAUUUUGGCACAAACAUUUGAUAGUUCUUACCUCUACUCAUUUCUACCGACCCACACCCACCAAUUACGUAUAUACCAUUUAAAUGGUUUGCGUUGACCACAAAUUCACUUCUCAUCCUCUAGUUUUACCUCUACUCAUUUCUACCGUAUUUCUGAGAGACAAAUACCUUAUAAAUAUACAAACACAAAUCUUGUAUCCGUGGACCACCAACCCAAAUAUGUUUUCGUAAAGAAGGAAAAAAAUCACAUAUAUAGAGGAUACAUAGAACAAUGAACAAAAUGCACCACCCCGACCACACCACACCACCCCACCCACAAUAAAAGUAAUAAAAAGGAGAAGAUGGAAGAAUCAAACCGGGGUCUACCUGAUAUGGCACUAACCGCCAACGGGGGCACUAAAAAAAAACUCAAAAACUCUUAUAAAUAUACAAACACAAAUCUCCAAGCAAACAAAAACACAGAAGAAAAAAAAAAGUGCAAAGAAAGAAGAAGAAGAUGGGAAACUGUUUAGUAAUGGAGAAGAAAUUGAUAAAGAUAGUGAGAAAUGAUGGGAAGGUACUUGAAUAUAGAAAACCCAUUUGUGUUCAUCACAUCCUUGCUCAGUUCUCUGGCCAUUCUGUCUUCGACAACAAUACUAGUUGUCAUCUUCAGCCUGAUGCUAAGCUUCUCUCUGGUCGUCUCUACUACCUCCUACCAACAACAAUAAACAAGAAAAAGACCAAGAAAGUGAGGUUUGCUGAUCCUGAGGUGAAACCAGAAGAAAGAUUACCAAGUGAAGAAGAUGAACAACAUCAUGGUGAUACUGAUGAAAGCAAGAGCAACAGAGAUGACAACAAAAGCAUGAGUAUUGUGAGAAUGAAGAUCGUUGUGCGUAAGCAAGAGUUGGAGAAGCUGCUUCACGGAGGGUCGGUCCAUGAGAUGAUGUACCAGACUCUUGAGAAACAAGUUUUGCAUACUGAUGAUGAUGAUAAUCUUGAAUGUAAUGGAGGGUGGAGACCUGUGUUAGAUAGCAUACCUGAACCUGAAUACUAAGAAGAAUAUAACAGAUAGAUAAUAGAUAUAUAUACAAAAAAAGUCUUGAGUUUGUUCAAAGGACAAAAAUUUUUGGGUUUUGGUUGUAUAUAAACUUAAACGCUAUGUUAUAAACUAGCCCUGGAUGAUAAAACUUUAAUAUUUGUUUAGAAGAUAAGCGCUGGGUUAUUUGCUGUUAUCCUAUGGUCUUGCAUUACACGUUCAAUAACUCAACAAAUCGUUUGUUCAUCCUAAUUUUAAAACAGUAAUGGAAUGUCUAUAAUUAGAAAUGACACGAAUAUUUCCCAAUCAGCGUUUGCUUGCUCCCACAUUAGUAAUUUGUUGUGAAACGCAGCGUUUAGAGAAGAAAACAAAAAACUCGGCGUCCAAAUAAAACAAUCUGUCAUUUUUUCAUAAACUACUA
Messenger RNA from Brassica napus (rape), 2995 nucleotides. RefSeq lists its product as uncharacterized. Lineage: Eukaryota; Viridiplantae; Streptophyta; Magnoliopsida; Brassicales; Brassicaceae. The transcript has a single exon. The record is from RefSeq and is a predicted model, not a curated record. Bases 2056 to 2592 code for a protein of 178 amino acids.